Colossoma macropomum (tambaqui) is the source of this 2940-nucleotide messenger RNA. Its product is annotated as protein SLFN14-like. The transcript is spliced from 6 exons. The coding region runs from base 426 to 2615 and encodes 729 amino acids. The record is from RefSeq and is a predicted model, not a curated record. NCBI's taxonomy places the organism in Eukaryota, Metazoa, Chordata, Actinopteri, Characiformes, Serrasalmidae.
UGUGUGCAAGUAAAUGAAAGUGAAGAAAAUGUUAGCUGUCUAGCUAGUGUCAAUCAAUCAAUCAAUCAAUCAUCAAUCAGUCUUUAUUUAAACUCAAAGUACUUUGAGGGUGACCCUUAUUUACGGUGUAGCUGAAUUAAUUCAUAAAUCAGGAAUUUAAUGAUAAAAAAAUCAAUCAAAUCUGAGUAAUACAGUUAAAGUGCUUCUAUAGCAGUGUAUUUACAUAUCCAAACAGCCUACAGCAGUUUCAGCCUAUGGUCCCAUCACUUUAUACUCAUAGGAAGUUUCUUAGCCUAGUCUGCUUUUUGCUUAAGGCUCAAUACAGGGAAAACAGAAGUCAGUCCAAAGUGCAGCAGACAUUUAAAUGUAAGUUGCAGCCUCCAACUUUAUGUUACUAAAAGUUUAUUUUAAUUGUUUCCCACAGCAUGCCUUCAGAAGAACAUGUAACGCUGGAAAAAGCACGAAAACUGAAAAGCACUUUGGUGCUUCGGAUUGAGGAGACAACAUUUGGAGAGGAAGCAAGAAAAAAGAUGGAUAAUAACAGACGGAGAAAACAGAGUGAAGUUUUCUUGAAGUUCAUCUGUGCCCUUCUAAAUUCCGGCGGCGGGGUCCUCUGUGCCAAAAUUGCAAACAAAAAAUAUAUCUAUGACAGAGAUGCUCUUGGUGAAGAUCUAGAAAAAGGCUUAAAUGAGUUGCUUAAUCCUGAGCCAAUCCAAGAUUUCAUUCAGAUCACACAGAAUAAAAAUGAGCUGCGAUUUUAUGUUAGGUCAUGGUGUUCAGCUGAAAGACAAGCACGACUCUGCUGUCUUAACACAGGCCUUAUGAGAAGAUCUGCAACAUCUGCCCUGCCCAUAGCCCCUACGCACGUAGUGGACCACUUCUUAAAGCGGCGGAAGCAAGACCAGGACGCUGGAGAAGAUCCUAUACAUGACAAAGCCUGUCAGUUCUAUGAAGAGGGAACAGCACGCCUGAAUCAAACUUUAGACUUUGGUGAAAGUGCAACUGUUGAGUUGAAAAGGUUUGACAGUGAAAAAAAACUGAUACAAAGACUCCAAGAGACACUCCCCAAGUACCUCUCUGCUUUUGCAAACACUGCAGGUGGCUUCUUGUUCAUUGGCAUAAAUGACAAAACCAAAACAGUGGUCGGCUGUGGAAAGGGAAUGACAGCUUCUGAACUAGAGGAGAAAACCAGAGAAAUAUGCAACAAAGCACAGAGUCGAGCUCUUCACAUGCAUCAGUGCCCUAAACGAAACAGCUGGUCUCCAGAGAUUAAAGUCUUUCCAGUUACAACACCUGCAGAGGACCCGAAGUAUAUUAUUGCAAUAAAAAUCCCAGCAUUCUGCUGUGCUGUAUUUGCGGAAGAUCCUAAGUGCUGGCAGAUUGAGGGGAAUGAAGUAAUUCAACUCAAAUGCAGUGACUGGUUGGAGAAGAUGCAGCGCCCUGUCCCAGAUGAUUUACUCACUGGACCAGCAUCAGGCCACAAUGAGAAAAAAAACCCAAACACCCACCCCACUUUUACUAACCCGAUGACAUCUGGAAUCAUUACGUCCCAAAGCUGUGCAGACGACAUCACCAAAGCUGCCCCCAUUCAGACCCUGAUGAUCACUCCUGGGGAAUAUCUUCAGCUCUUCUUUGUUGUGCAGAGGGAAAGUGCUGGUUUAUGGAAAUAUGCCAGGGAAACAGCGUUUAAUCUGACACAGAAGCUGGUGAAUCUCAGAGGAUAUACAGGGAGAAUUUGUGUGAUUCCUCAUUUGGUGUGUUGUGUGACAGGAGAGGUGAUACAAAACGAAACUGUCGGUCAACCCCUGUAUCCAAAGAGUUACACACUGGACAGCAAUAAGAAGAUAACAGCUUUGCUGUAUUCCUUAGCCACUACGAUCCUCAGUUCCACCUCACAACUGGAGGGAACACUUAGAUCAGAGUUCAUUAAGGUUGUGUUUGGUUUUAUAUUGCUUGGUUCUGGAAAGACUUUGCUUGUAAAAAAGGAAACGGAUUGUGAACCAGACAGUGACCUCUCUGUCUGUGAAAACGAGGCAUUGAAAGUAUUACUGAGGAAGCACCGUCUUUGCAUCUGUGAGAUAAUAUUUGACCUGACAAAGGACCCUACAGGUUUUACUGAUGGUGACAAUCUGCUCAUGUUUGCAUCAAGUCUGCAACAACCUUAUCGUCUGUAUCAACCUAUGCACGGCGCUAAGAAGGAUAAUUUACUCACUGGAUCAGCAUCAGUCCACAAUAAGUUUUCCAAUAAAUACCCAAACAUCCGCGCCACUAACCUGACCCUGAUGAUCACUCCUGGGGAAUAUCUUCAGCUCUUCUUUGUUGUGCCGAGGGAAAGUGCUGGUUUAUGGAAAUAUGCCAGGGAAACAGCGUUUAAUCUGACACAGAAGCUGGUGAAUCCCGGAGGAUAUACAGGGAGAAUUUGUGUGAUUCCUCGUUUGGUGUGUUGUGUGACAGGAGAGGUGAUGCAAAACGAGACUGUCGGUCAACCCCUGUAUCUACAGAGUUACACACUGGACAGCAAUAAGAAGACGAAAAGCGUUGCUGUAUUCCUUAGCCACUAUGAUCCUCAGUUCCACCUCACAACUGGAGGGAACGCUUCGAUCAGAGUUCAUUAAGGUUGUGUUUGGUUUUAUAUUGCUUGGUUCUGGAAAGACUUUGCUUAUAAAAAAGGAAACGGAGAUAAAUUCCUCCUAUUGUGAACCAGACAGUGACCGUGACAGUGACAGUGGCUUUGAAAGUAUUACUGAGGAAGCACCGUCUUUGCAUCUGUGAGAUAAUAUUCGACCUGACGAAGGACCCUACAGGUUUUACUGAUGUUGAGCACAUAAUACUGAGUGAAGGUCAAAACCUUCAUGAAGAGAAUGUAGACUGGUAUGGAAGGGCACAUAAGCUGACUGAUGGUUUGGGUAGUGUUAAACAGUUCUCUACUUCCCCCUCAAA